Molecule: messenger RNA, 2207 nt
Organism: Vicia villosa (hairy vetch)
Lineage: Eukaryota; Viridiplantae; Streptophyta; Magnoliopsida; Fabales; Fabaceae
Product: transcription initiation factor TFIID subunit 6-like
Exons: 12
Coding region: 94-1596 (500 amino acids)
Biological process (GO): RNA polymerase II preinitiation complex assembly; transcription initiation at RNA polymerase II promoter
Cellular component (GO): SLIK (SAGA-like) complex; transcription factor TFIID complex; SAGA complex
Molecular function (GO): RNA polymerase II general transcription initiation factor activity; protein heterodimerization activity; transcription coactivator activity
Source: RefSeq, a predicted model, not a curated record
AGCUUAAUAUAACAUCACAACAAAUUUAACCUCACUUUUCCAUUCCCACCUUCCACAAAAAAAACCCUGUAACUCUUUCAUUACUUCGAAUCAAUGAGUGUGAUUCCAAAGGAAUCCAUUGAAGUAAUUUCACAAACACUUGGCAUCCCCAAUUUAUCUCCCGAUGUUGCCCUCGCCGUUGCUCCCGAUCUUGAAUAUCGCAUCCGCGAAAUCAUGCAGGAGUCUAUUAAAUGUAUGCGUCAUUCCAUGAGAACUUUUCUCACUGCUGAGGAUGUUGACAGUGCACUCGCAUUGCGAAAUUUAGAGCCGAUAUAUGGUUUCGCGUCUAAAGAUAAUCUGCGGUUCAAAAGAGCUCCUGGGCAUAAUGAUUUGUUCUACAUUGACGACAGGGAUGUGGAUAUUAAAGAUUUGGUUGAAGAACCUUUACCGAAAGCCCCUCUUGAUACGUCGAUUACCAGUCAUUGGUUGGCUAUUGAAGGUGUGCAACCUGCAAUACCUGAAAAUGCUCCGACUGAAGCUACCCCUGAGAUAAGAAAAACUGAAUAUAAAGAAGACGGGCUUCCUGUUGAUGUUAAAUUACCUGUUAAACAUAUAAUAACGACAGAGCUUCAGCUUUACUACGAAAAAAUAAUAGAGCUGAUUUUGAAUAAGCCUGGGUCCAUUCCUUUCAGAAGAGCAUUGGUCACCUUGGCAACUGACUCAGGACUCCAUCCUUUAGUUCCUUAUUUCACACGCUUUGUUGCUGAUGAGGUGGCUCGAAAUCUACAUAAUUUAAAUAAUUUAUUUGCUUCGAUGCGCCUUGUCCGGAGCCUUUUGCAAAAUCCUCACAUACACAUAGAACUUUAUUUGCACCAAUUGAUGCCGCCUAUCAUUACUUGCAUUGUUGCAAAAAGGCUUGGAAACAGACUGUCCGAUAAUCACUGGGAGCUUAGGGAUUUCAGUGCUAAUCUUGUUGCUUUGAUAUGCAAAAGAUUUGGGCAUAUGUAUCACAAUCUUCAGCCCCGUGUAACGAGGACAUUUCUUCAUACUUUCUUGGAUCCUACAAAAGCUCUGCCUCAACACUAUGGUGCAAUUAAAGGAAUAGCAGCUCUUGGAUCAAGAAUGGUUCGCUUGCUUAUAAUUCCAAAUCUCGAGCCAUAUUUGCAUCUUCUUGUGCCAGAAAUGCAACUUGAGAAGCAAAAGAAUGAAAUAAAAAGGCAAGAAGCAUGGCAAGUUUACGGAGCCUUGCUGUGUGCAGUAGGCCAAAAUAUGCACGAAAAGGUCAAAGGAAUAAGCAGUUUGCUUUCCCCUCCAACUCGCGCAGCGUCAAAUGGCAAUGGAAAAGCCAUGAUUGCAAUGCCAGGUGUUACUGGAGUUGUGGUACCAAUGAAUUCCAUGUCAGUUGACAACAUGCAGGGGUCAACAAGUGGGUUUUCCCCCAUGAUGGGCGCGCCAUCAUCAGUGGGUCGUCAAUUACCCAAAGAAAACUCUCCCAUUCUAGCUCAGGCUUGGAAAGAUGACAUAGAUGCAGGACAAUUGCUGCCACCAGUGUUUGAAUUAUUUGGCGAAAGUUUGUUAUCAUUCAUACCAAAACCUGAAGCAUCUAUAUUUUUGUAGUACAAAUGUGAAAGUGCAUGUAACUUGGUCACUCUUUUUGUGGCUGAAUAAAUUGGGAGUUAGUAUAGAAAUUAACCUGUAUUUUUUGCCCAUAAAAUUUAUAAGCAUUGAGUUUUGUCCUAAAGAUGGUUUAUUUUACAAAAAUUCUCAUGUCGUUUGAUUAUUUUACUGUAAAUUCAAAAGCCUUGAUUUUAAUUUUAUAAUAAUUCAAAUAGAGCUUUUCAAUCCAUUUAUUAUAAUGUUUGUUCAUUCCGGGUCAAUUUAACCGGGCCGGGUUAUUUAGCAAACUCAGAUACAUUGUACAACCAAGGCAACCUAACCGGGCCAGGUUAAUUAGCAAACUCAGAUACAUUGUACAACCAAGGCAACCCAACUGGGUCGGGCGUGACUUAGUUACUUAAGUCCAUAAUGGGCCAACCCGCCUUAAUUACCAAGCUCAAAUACACUGUAAAACCAAGGCCAACCUAGCUGGUCAGGCAUGACUUAGUUACCUAAGUCCAAAAUGGGCCAACCCACUUGACGUAAUAUAAGCAUAUGGUUUCUUUGAGAUACGGUCUCCAAUCCCAUUCAGCGAUUUGAUUCUCAUCCGUGCAUUUUAUAAAUCUCACCAU